Messenger RNA from Trichoderma citrinoviride, 1953 nucleotides. RefSeq lists its product as hypothetical. Lineage: Eukaryota; Fungi; Ascomycota; Sordariomycetes; Hypocreales; Hypocreaceae. The record is from RefSeq and is a predicted model, not a curated record. Gene Ontology annotation, cellular component: mitochondrion. Gene Ontology annotation, biological process: mitochondrial proton-transporting ATP synthase complex assembly; mRNA stabilization; mitochondrial gene expression. Bases 61 to 1953 code for a protein of 630 amino acids. The transcript has 2 exons.
UUCACCUGUGGUCGAAAUAGCUUCAUCUUCCGCCAAAAGCGCUGACGAAAGGCAGCAGAGAUGAUUUCCCGCCCCGUGGCUGCGACUCUGGGCUGCUGCGGAUGCCGGCAGGCCAUCCUGCGGGCGGUUGCGUCCAGGCCACUGGCUGGCAUCGGACAAUCGGCCUCGCGGGGCAUCAGGCCGGUGGCAAGCUCUGGAUUUCGAGGUGUUCCGAACGCAAGCCAGCAGUUCGGGACUGCUACGCAAAGGAACGCAGAGGCCAGGGCGGAGGCUGAAGGGCUAAGAGACGAGGAGGAUAUUGUCGACAACGACGAAUCCGCAGAUACGCCGUGGUUUCUGGAUGUUGAACCGCCCCGACGUGCUCCGCUGCAGCACAUUGCAUCGCUGCCGAAAGUGCCCGAAGAUGCGCCCCCUCUCCUCGAGCCGAUGAUGAAGUACAUAUACGAGGACAUGGGCUUGGACGAGCUGUCCAUGCUGGACCUCCGCGAUCUCGACCCGCCGGCAGCGCUUGGUCCCAACCUCAUCAUGAUCUUCGGAACGGCGCGAAGCGAGAGGCACUUGCACAUUUCUGCAGGGCGCUUCGUACGAUGGCUGCGCAAAAACCACCAAGUUGGCGCUCGGGCGGACGGGCUCAUUGGGCCCGGAGAGCUCAAGACGAAGCUGCGCAGGCUGAGGAAGAAGGCCAAGAUGCUGGGAACCAACACAAUGAUUCUGCCCGGCUCGGAUAACGGGAUUUCGACGGGCUGGGUCUGCGUCAACUUCAGAGCGCACGACCACGGAGCGCAGGAAUCCACCAGUUACGACGAAAGUGGACGGUUUUCUGGGUUCGGCACGCCGCUGACGGGAACGACGGUGGUUGUGCAAUGCAUGACGGAAUCGAGGCGAAACGAGCUUGAUUUGGAAACCCUUUGGCGAGGCAUACUGAAGCGGAACAUGGAGCAGAUGCAAAAGAUCAAGGGAAAGAAGGUGGUGGAUCCAUCAGAGCUGGAAUCAAUGGUCUCGGCGAAGAUCCAGAUGCCCGACAGCCCUUCCGCUCAGCAGUGGCAAGCCCUCAAACUGGCUUCUCAGCAGCAGCGGCAGUUUUCGACCAUGGCGCGACGCCUUCAAGCCCCUGCUCAGAGCAUAACAGAAGAUCAGCCGGAUAGUCCAAAGUUGGAUCUGAGCACGCUGCGGCGGCAUAUCCACGACGUUCAAGUGGCCGGAACUCCAGUGAGUCGCGAGACUCUCCAGGGCCUCGUCUCGGCCGUCUUCCAAGCCGAGGCGACUGCGGAAGAUACUGCGUCGAAACGACUCGCCUUGGUAGAUCAACUCAGUCUCAUGGCUGAGGAGCGCGGCCUCCCCGUCAUGUCCAAGGAUUGGCUCAUCACCCUCAUUGCAUCCAUUGUCACGUCUCCGGCAUAUGGGCCCGAGCUGCAGCAGGCACAGAAGAACGUGGAGUAUCUAUUAUCCACCAAGCAGUCAUCUGCGUUGAAGACGAGCGAUAUUCUGCGGCUCAUGGCAGCAUACGCGCACCGAUCAGACUGGGACAAGUUCUGGGACGCUUUCCGCUCACCGGCUCGAUUCAUGCUGCCUCGAUCACCGGAGCUGUACGAGUACGCGUACCGCGUCAUGGCGGCCACUGGCGAUCGAAAGCUGUGCACCGAUGCCCUGCGCUGGGUGUAUCCCGAGAUGCUCAAGGAAGAGCCCAAGGUAUGGCCAGUCGGAUCGCUGUACACAUCGUUGAAGGCGUGUAUCCUGGCUGCCGAUCCCUCUGCUGAGAGCCUGCUGCAUCACCCUCCUCCUCAGGACGCGCUGGAUGUGUUUGGCAAGCGGCAGUUGGCGCGCAGGGAGUUUGUGCGCGUGUUGAAGGAGGUUGAGAACAUGCGGCAUCAUUACGUGGGGGAGCAGGCGAGGGAGCACAGGGCGCAGACGCUUCGCAACUUGACCGGAGAAAUGCCGUCCAGGGACAGUUAG